AUGUUCGCCGUUCCAGGUUGGGCAGUUGACUCAACUUCCCUCGCCCAAGAAAAACCCACCCCGACCGGUGACGCCCACCCAUCUCCCACCGUUUCCGCUUCAGCCUCCAAAAAGAGAAAGAACUCAUUCUCUGACCGUCUUCAGGCCUCCAAGGUCUCAGGGACUGAGCUCGAGAAGCUAUGGAACCAGCGCGCAGGGGCCAAACCUGCCAGGACCGAGCAGGAGCCCGGAUAUCAGGAACAUGGCCACCGAAAAGAUGAACGGAACAAGGCUGGCACAGAGACCCUUCCGGCAACAGACAGGAAGAGGCGCAAGAGGGAGAACAAGGCCAAUACACAACCGACAGCAAAUGUCCGACGGCACUCCGUGCAGGACGAUCAACGGCGAAAGCCUGGGCAUGGCGAGACGGAAACGUCGUCUUCGAGACCAUCUCCACGCGAUGACAUCGCCAAAUCUCUCCCACCGGUGCCGCCAGUACCCGCGAAACUGACUCCGUUGCAAGCCAAAAUGCGCAGUAAACUCACAGCAGCCCGUUUCCGGCAUUUGAACGAGACCCUGUAUACGACCACUUCCUCAGCCGCGAUGGAUCUGUUCACCAAUUCUCCAGACCUCUUCGCCGAGUACCACGCUGGCUUUUCGCAACAAGUGAAGGACUCGUGGCCAGUCAAUCCCGUAGACAGAUACAUUUCCGCAAUCAGAACCCGAGGACAGAUCCCCACCACAGCCAACGAGUUCAAGAAGCAGCUGACAAGUAAGGACUCCAAGACUUCCUUGCAGGGCUCCCCAUUACCUCGCCGUAAAACAGGGCUCUGCACAAUCGCCGACCUGGGCUGUGGGGAUGCUCCUCUCGCCCGUGGUUGCCAAUCCGUCAUCAAAAGCCUCAAACUGAAAUUUCACAACUUCGAUCUCCACACCCCCAACACCUUGGUCACCAAAGCAGAUAUUAGCUCUCUGCCGUUGCGAGAUGGCGAAGCAGAUAUAGCGGUGUUCUGUCUCAGUCUCAUGGGCACGAAUUGGAUUAACUUUGUGGAAGAAGCGUGGCGAAUACUCCGAGGGGAUGGUAAGGGGGAGUGUUGGGUGAGUGAGGUCAAAUCCCGCUUUGCAAGGGCAAAAAGACAGCCUGGGCAAAGCGUGGAGAACAGCGUAGGUAAGAAACGAAAAAACAAACAGCACAAGAAGAAGCCUGGUGCCAGUGGUGUCGAGGAGAGCGAUGGUGAGGUCCGAGAAGAACUUUUUGCGGAAGAUUCCACGACCACCGAAGCCAGCGGAGAGGAGACAGACAUAUCUGCCUUCGUCCGGGUCCUUGCCCGCCGCGGCUUCCUCCUACGCGAGGAAAGCGUGGAUAAAUCGAACAAGAUGUUCGUGAGCAUGGUGUUCAUCAAGUCGGGGGUGCCGACUGCUGGGAAAUACCUAGGACUCAAGUGGAAUGGCAGGGAGUAUCAAAAGAUCGACGAGGUGAAGCUAAAAGGAAGAGUUCGGGCCGGUGCGGCCAUGGGUGGGCCAGAUCACGGAACGGAUGAGAGUGACAUAACGGUCGAGGAAGAGGCCAAAGUUCUGAAGCCUUGUGUCUAUAAGACAAGAUGA
Fonsecaea erecta is the source of this 1584-nucleotide messenger RNA. RefSeq lists its product as hypothetical. NCBI's taxonomy places the organism in Eukaryota, Fungi, Ascomycota, Eurotiomycetes, Chaetothyriales, Herpotrichiellaceae. The record is from RefSeq and is a predicted model, not a curated record. Gene Ontology annotation, biological process: ribosomal large subunit biogenesis; rRNA methylation. Gene Ontology annotation, cellular component: nucleolus. Bases 1 to 1584 code for a protein of 527 amino acids. The transcript has a single exon. Gene Ontology annotation, molecular function: rRNA (adenine) methyltransferase activity.